CGGGGUGGGGGCCGGGGUCGGGGCCGAGGCCAGUUAACCUUCAACAUGGAGGCUGUGGGCAUUGGGAAGGGUGACGCUUUGCCCCCGCCCACUCUCCAGCCCUCUCCACUCUUCCCUUCACGCCCCAUGGGAGAUGUUUUCCAGGCAAAGAAGUGUUUAUCUUCACUCUUCAUACCCUCCACUCUCCAGCUCUCAAAAUGCCCUCCAUCGUCCUGGCCCUCCCAUUCUUACUGAGAACACUGGAUUUUACUUGGGGGAAAGGCCCUUUAAGGUUUUACUGCAGUGCUCCUCACUAACCCUGUACUUCCUCAGCCCUUGGAGUUCCACCCAGUGCCACUGCCCGCAGGAGAGGAAGGGGAGUAUGUCCUGGCACUAAAGCAGGAGCUGCGUGGGGCCAUGAGGCAGCUCCCCUACUUCAUCCGUCCAGCUGUCCCCAAGAGAGAUGUGGAACGUUACUCAGACAAGUAUCAGAUGUCUGGGCCAAUUGACAACGCCAUUGAUUGGAACCCUGAUUGGCGGCGGCUACCCAGCGAGCUCAAGAUUCGAGUGCGAAAAGUACAGAAGGAGCGGACCACCAUUAUCCUUCCCAAGAGGCCCCCUAAGAGCACAGAGGAUAAGGAGGAGACGAUACAGAAACUAGAGACUCUGGAGAAGAAGGAGGAGGAAGUAACUUCAGAGGAAGAUGAAGAGAAAGAAGAAGAGGAAGAGAAGGAAGAGGGGGAGGAAGAGGAGUACGAUGAAGAGGAGCAUGAGGAGGAAACUGAUUACAUCAUGUCGUAUUUUGACAAUGGAGAGGACUUUGGAGGGGACAGCGAUGACAAUAUGGAUGAGGCCAUAUACUGAAGAAAACCUGGGCCACAGACUGAGAACCUGGGCCACAGACUGAGAACCUGGGCCACAGACUGAGAACCUGGGCCCAUAUAUCGUUCUUGAUUUGAGAUAUAGGAACUAAAUAUUCCUAUUUACUUAGGGGAUUUUCCUGUUACUGUUUUUGAGAGAGGAUCUCAUGUAGCUCAGGCUGGCCUGGAACUCAGUAUGUAGCUGAGGCUGGCCUUGAACUCUUGAUCCUCUCACCUCCACCUCCCAAGUCUUGAGAUUACAGGGAUGCACCACUACACCAGACUUACUAGUAUUUACUAUUGUUGAGGAAGAAGUAUUUAGUCAGAAUCCAGGUGACCUGUGUGAUCCCUGGGGGUUGUGAUGCACAGCCAUUGACAGUUUAAGGGAUGCCGGGGUGGAGACAGUCAAGGGGAGUAAGUCUUGGUUUGUAUUUUUAAAUAAAAUGUUUGUAUCUGUCUCUCCA
This is a messenger RNA of Grammomys surdaster, 1303 nucleotides long. RefSeq names its product RNA polymerase III subunit G like (gene Polr3gl). NCBI's taxonomy places the organism in Eukaryota, Metazoa, Chordata, Mammalia, Rodentia, Muridae. The record is from RefSeq and is a predicted model, not a curated record. Gene Ontology annotation, biological process: transcription by RNA polymerase III. The transcript has 7 exons. Bases 397 to 843 code for a protein of 148 amino acids. Gene Ontology annotation, cellular component: RNA polymerase III complex.